Molecule: messenger RNA, 1569 nt
Organism: Mucor velutinosus
Lineage: Eukaryota; Fungi; Mucoromycota; Mucoromycetes; Mucorales; Mucoraceae
Gene: LST8
Product: TOR complex subunit lst8
Exons: 4
Coding region: 1-1569 (522 amino acids)
Source: RefSeq, a predicted model, not a curated record
AUGUGUUCAAGUCAAAUGGCCAGAACAAAAACUACAGGCCAGAGAGAUUCACUUCAUGAAUUCAAAGUGUCCAGUCUACAGAUAUCAAGCACUGUGUACUCUGCCUCUCGAAACGAUUUCUUGGAUAAUUUAACUCACGAUGUUAACAAAGAAGAACACGAAAACGAACACGAAGAAGAACAUGAAGAAGAAUACGAAGUAGAUCACGAAGAAGAACGCGAAGAACACGAAGAAGAACGCGAAGAACACGAAGAAGAACGCGAAGAACACGAAGAAGAACGCGAAGAACACGAAGAACACGAAGAAGAACACGAAGAACACGAAGAAGAACGCGAAAAACACGAAGAAGAACGCGAAGAACACGAAGAAGAAGAGGAAAUAGAACGUCAAGAAGAAAAUGAAGUACGGCAAGGAGAAAAUGAAGAGGAAGGUCAAGAGGAAAAUAAAGUGCAACAAGACGAAGAUAAAGAAGAAUGUCAGGAAGAAAACGCAAUACAGCAAGUAGUGUUCAAUAAAGCGGAGCAUGGUGAAUUGGAAAAGCUGACCAAAUCAUUAUGCAUUAACUUACUAAACGAAACUUAUCAACACUAUGCCUCUCAAUCUUUACCAGAAGAAGAUUUCAAUGAUAUCAAAUCAAAAUGUGCCGACUUACGAUCUCAUUUCAGCGAUUACUUAACCCCUAUCAUGUACGAAACGAUCAAUAACUUAUUUGAUGAGCUCAAGCAAUUUCAGUUCGACUCUGAUACGGCAAGUAUAACCGCAUACUUAGAUAAUGAGAAGAAUAAGGAAACAAACAAAGAAAGUGAAAAAUACAUCCUGCUUUCUAUUGUUAGCUCAGUCAUCAAUAAUUUCAAUUUGUGGAAGAAAGAGGAAAAGCUUGCUGAGAAUACAUAUUUACGCAAAUUUGCAGAUAUCGUUGACAUCCUAUUCAAAAAAACCAAUCUUUUUGUCAAAGAUGGAGAAAACGUCUGUGAAGCAUCAAAGCGAAUGCAAAUCAUUAACGAAGGUGAUAUCACAUUUGGUAGAAGAUUGGACUUGAUUGUAGCUAGUGAACAAGAUAGUAGAGAUAUCGAGCUUUGUUCUUUGGAAUUCAAGAAGGGCGAUGCAUCAUAUACAACUUUAUUGUAUCAGCAAUCCAAAAAUUUCAGAAUUAAUGCUUGUAUUCUGAAUGAAAUCCAUCUUUUGACACUUGAAGAAAGUAUUUCUAUUGCUUAUCUGGACUUUUCAGGACGAAAUGCGUAUAUCUCUCAAAUAUUCAAGAUGAAUGAUCAGUAUGUUGCUCACGAAGUUGGCAAGGUGAUUAUCAUCAAGAACUUGUUGGAAAUGGAAAUACUGCGUGAAACAAUGUUCAAUCUCUUUAGAUGGAAAAGAAGCCUGGUCAGUAACAGUAAUGUGGUUUCAUUAGCCAACGCCUAUCAAUGCAACAGAUUUGCUCUUGCCGACAUUAGUAAUACUUUAGGUCAAAGCUCAAGGCUUUCCCCACUUCGUGAUAUCAAGCCAGCAAAAAUAUUUAUGUCUCCAAGCAGCACUGGAAAAAGAACUCGAACUGUCUUUGAACAAGGCAACUAA